AUGGCGGACGGAGGAGCAGCGAGUCAAGAUGAGAGUUCAGGACCAGAUGCUAAAGUGAAAAAUCAGUCAGAAACUACUAAAUGUGCAAUGGAAAGUGGUGACAGGAACACCGGAAUCCAAAUCAAUGGGUUCGACUUUCAGAGACAGAUGGUGCCAACCACAAGUGCAAUCACUAAUGCACAUGCACAAGCCCUCCUCCAACAGUUGACCCUGACCCCAGCGCAGCAGCAGAUGUUGAUCCAGCAGGCCCAAGCUCAGCUCCUGGCUGCAGCCGUGCAGCAUUCGGCCAGCCAGCAGAACAGCACCACUGGGGCCAGCAUCUCGGCCUCCGCAGCUACACCCAUCAGCCAGCUGCCCCUGUCACAGCCCAUCCAGAUCGCCUCUCAGCUACAGCCGCAGAAUCUUAGUCUGCCUCAGUUUGUUCUGGUGCAGCCCGGCCACCCGAUCGCCACACUACAGCAGCCUGCUCAGUUCAUCAUCUCACAGCCAACGCAGGCCCAACAGGGCAUAUUGCAAGCCCAGAGUCUUCUAAAUCUACCUCAAAGCCAAGCUAACCUCCUGCCGACUCAACAAAGCAUUACCCUUGCAACUCAGCCUGCCACUCCAACCCGCACAACAGCAGCCACACCUAUUCAGUCCCUGCCCCACAGUCAGACACCACCCAAACGGUUGGACACCCCCACCAUGGAGGAGCCCAGCGAUCUGGAGGAACUGGAACAGUUUGCCAAGACCUUCAAACAGAGGCGCAUCAAACUGGGCUUCACACAGGGGGACGUUGGCCUGGCCAUGGGGAAGCUUUAUGGAAACGACUUCAGCCAAACUACCAUCUCUCGCUUUGAGGCCUUGAAUCUGAGCUUUAAGAACAUGUGCAAACUCAAGCCAUUGCUGGAGAAGUGGCUCAAUGAUGCUGUUUGUGCAGAGAACCUGACAUCUGACCAGUCCCUGUCCAGCCCCAGUGCCCUGGGCUCCCCGGGCAUGGGCAUAGAGGGGAUCAACCGCAGACGGAAGAAGAGGACCAGUAUUGAGACCAACAUCCGAGUGGCCUUAGAAAAGAGCUUUCUGGAGCAGAACCAAAAACCUACCUCUGAAGAGAUCACCAUGAUCGCCGACCAGCUCAACAUGGAGAAGGAGGUGAUUCGGGUCUGGUUCUGCAAUCGCCGGCAGAAAGAGAAGAGGAUUAACCCCCCCAGCAGCGGAUUAGGCAGCACCCCCAUCAAAACCAUCUUUACCCCCAGUAGCCCUUUGGUGGCCAGCACAGCAAGCCUUGUGAGCAGUCCAACUAUUAACACACCCACCACUCUGACUGUAAACCCAGUGAUGCCUCUCACCAGCACCAGCGUCUCCAAUUUGUCCUUCACAGGCACGACAGUUGGAGCCACAAACACCGCAUCCGUCAUCUCCACUGCACCUAUAUUUACUACAGCCAGCUCUCCGUCUUUAAGUCCCUCGCCAACGACCAUUCAGUCCUCGACCACAGAUAGCAAGGUGCAGACCAUCAUCAACCAGACCCCGACAUCCAUAGCCACAACUUUAGGGACAGGUCAGGUGAUGGUGGCAUCAGGGCUGUCUGCGGCGCUGCAGGGUGCUCAGUUACCCAGCAGCUUCGCUGCUAUGGCUGCUGCCGCUGGGCUCAACUCAGGACUGAUGGCCUCCUCCCAGUUCACUCCGGGGGGGGCCCUGCUCAGUCUGACUGGCGGUCUUGGCAGCGCGCUGAGUCCUGCCCUCCUGAGCAACAGCACCUUGGCUACCAUCCAAGGUGUGUAUCAAUCUCUGGCUUCGGGUGGCCUCACUUCUCUGGACGGCAGCAACCUGCUGUUCGCCAACACUUCUGCCGGCACGCCGAUCUUCCUGACCCCCCAGAACCUGUCGCUGCUCACCGGCACCCCCCUCAGUCUGGUGUCGGCCGGGCCGGGUGGGCUGCAGGUCACUGCUGAUGCUCAUCAUCAAGCCACCACGGCUGCUGUGCCUGUGCAAGCCUCGACCAUUACCACUGCCUCCAAGGCUCAGUGAAGCCAGUCGGGCUGCAUCCUGAGUUAACGCCCUAUUUCUUAUGUCGUGCACUACUUUCACACCAUGUAGGGAAUAGGGAGGUCGUUUGAUAUAGGCUCUGCGCUUCACUAACCACCCCACAUUCUUUCCACUGUAUCUAUCAUUAUUUAAUCCUUUUGCUGCCACCAAAAAGAAAACAACCUCAAAUGAGGUUGAGGUUGAGUUUUUAUUUUUUUAGUUUGUUUCCUGUCGUUUCCUUUAUGAUUCUUGGAUGUUGUUUUCCCACAAACAGUAGCCAGAUGGACACUGUUGUUGGCCUGCCGCUCCUCGUGAACCUUGAAAAGUGUCCAGGAAGAAAAAGAUAUCCUCAGCACGAUCAAGCUGUUCACGUUUUGUAUAUAUAUAUAAUAUAUACAGUAUAUAUCCUCCUAUUUCCAGGUCAGAAUUUUGUCUGAAAUACUUCUAACCAAAAACUUUAGGAUUUUGC
Anoplopoma fimbria (sablefish) is the source of this 2476-nucleotide messenger RNA. RefSeq names its product POU class 2 homeobox 1b (gene pou2f1b). Gene Ontology annotation, cellular component: nucleus. The record is from RefSeq and is a predicted model, not a curated record. The transcript is spliced from 14 exons. The coding region runs from base 1 to 2010 and encodes 669 amino acids. NCBI's taxonomy places the organism in Eukaryota, Metazoa, Chordata, Actinopteri, Perciformes, Anoplopomatidae. Gene Ontology annotation, biological process: regulation of transcription by RNA polymerase II. Gene Ontology annotation, molecular function: DNA-binding transcription factor activity, RNA polymerase II-specific; RNA polymerase II cis-regulatory region sequence-specific DNA binding.